UCGGGCCGAUGCGGUUGUGUUGCGCUGCACGUGUCUAUAUAGUUCUUUAGAAUUAUAAUUUGACUAUGGACAGUUAACUUUUAUUAAAAUUUAACAUUUUAUUUGUGACGGAACAUUUGAACGCGUAGUGGAAUCUUGACUAUGAUCUGAUAACCCCGCUUAUCAAGAUCAUUAGACUACCGAUGUGCGUGUUAUGAUAGUGGCCUAGCGAUGGAGAUGUCGUACCAAGCAGGCGCGGAGGGCGAGAGCCUCCUGAGACCGGACCAGAGGAGCGCCGUCGUCAUGCCGACGGGAGCAAGAGCAGGUUGGGAGGCAGAGGAGAAGGCGCCGUUCCUCCGCAACGAGCCCGUCAAGCUCACGCCGGCGUGGGAGGGCUCCAACCUGCCCAAUGACACCCUCAACCUCAAAGGUAUAGCCAUGGACCUGACUCCGCCGAAGGACCGGUGGAACCUGAUCUAUAUAACGCUCCUGAUACACGGUCUCGGUACCCUGACGGCAUGGAACAUGUUCAUCACUGCCAAGGACUACUUCACCACAUACAAACUGGUGAACACAUGGUACGAGGGCAAGUACUUGGACUACACGGGGCUCGCUGCGCAAAUACCAAACUUCUUGUUCAGUUGGUUCAACGUCUUCGCUAGGAUGGGUGGGAACCUGACGACGCGCAUCGUGUGGUCUCUCAGCAUGGAGGUGCUGAUAUUCGUGUUCACAAUCGUCAUGGCCAUGGUGGACAGCAGCCAGUGGCCCGGGGUCUUCUUCUGGCUGACCCUCGUCUCCAUCUUCGUCCUUAAUGGUUGCAACGCGAUCUUCCAAAACUCAGUGUACGGUGUAGCGGCGCGCCUGCCGCCGCAAUACACCGGCGCGACCGUCCUCGGUUCCAACGUUUGUGGAACCUUAGUCGUGCUAGUAGAAUGGGCCUCUGCUAGCAUCGGUGGCAGUAAGCGGACUGCUGCCAUCUAUUAUUUCAUCGCUGGAAUGUUCGUCCUACUUAUAUGCUUCGAUACGUACUUCGCUCUGCCUUUAAAUAGAUUCUACCGCUACCACGACACGCUACAGCAGCGCACGUUGCGUGUGAACCCCGCGUUAGCAGCCACGGGACAGGAGGACGCUAAGAAGAUCCCGUACGGAACCAUCUUCAGACAAUCCUGGGUUCAGCUCUACAACAUAUGGAUGGUGUUCUUUGUGUCGCUGGCUGUGUUCCCUAGCGUGCACUCUGAUGUGAAAGCCAGCUCUCCAGGCUUCCUUGGAGACAACUUUAUGAGGAUCACAUGCUUCCUGACAUUCAAUCUCACUGCCAUGAUUGGUAACAUCACUGCCAGUUUGUUCCCCUAUCCCUCAAAGCGCUGGCUGUCCAUCUUCACAACACUCCGUUUACUGUUCAUUCCAUUCUUCCUGCUGUGCAACUACCCCAGAGGCGUGACUCGAACGCUACCAGUGCUGAUCAACAAUGAUAUUGUGUACUGGAUCGGUGCUAUGCUGUUGGGCUGGAGUUCGGGACAUGGCAGCUCGCUGGGAAUGAUGUUUGUUAGCGGUACGGUGGCUCCCGAGCACGCGGCCACGGCGGGCAUGAUCGGCGGCGCCACGCUCAUCACGGGCAUCACGUCGGGGCUGCUGUUCGCGUUCUUCGCGCCCGUCCCCAUCGUCGCGUCCCCGCUGUGGCGCGCCGCCUAGCGCUGGGCCGACUUCCUGCACGGCGCCUGGACUGUGACGCGGCGGCUGCUGCACUGAUACCCGGGCUACGAGUGACAGUGGUGAUGAGUGAAUUUAUACAAUCGUCAUGGUUGAUUAGAUUUAGAUGAAGCUUAAACUACGUCGAAAGUGUUUAUGCGAUGCCUUUUUCAGGCGUUUAGGCGCAACAAAAUAGGCUUCGUUUAAAUCUACCGUCACACUUACGUCUUAUGAUCGAUAAGCGAAAACUAAAUAGUGGUGUUCCUACGUGACUAAUUUUAUAAUACUUUGAUUAUACUCGGAGACUAUGAACCGAGUGAAGUGUUCAAUAUUGCUAUUUGGUCGCUCGCCCGUUCCAACUGAGCGAUGUUUAGUAUUACGAGUCGCCUUAUUAAAGGUACUUAUUGUUGAUAUUAUGUAUGGUGCGUAAGUAUUUUUAAAUUUGUAUCAUAUAGUAAUAAAUGAUAAAAAGAGUUUAACUGAGUAUAAUUAGACAAGUCCGUACAGAUUGACUUCUGCCGAGAGAACUCGCAUGUUGCCUUUGCCGAGGCAACUCUUAUUAGUAAUUUGCCGCGCGAGGAAAUUGCCUCGCGACUCAGCUCGCUCUGUAUGGACACCUAUUUCCUAAUUGUAACAUAUGAAAAUAAACAUCUUUUUGUUAUUUAUUAGUGUCUAUGAGUACUCUUACCAUUUAAUGCUACCCUUAUGCCUAACUAUACACUAUGAGACGAAAUGUUACACUUUGUAUAAGCAUAAUCCCAUACAAAAGUGUAAAUUUAGUCCUUAUUUAUAUUUUAUGUCUAUUGUUGUCUUGUUUGGAGCAGUUGUAUUGCAAGGAGAUUGAAAGAUGCUAUUAGAUAUAGGACUUUAACUAGAGUGUAUAAUGUAUAAAAACGAACAAGAAACGAUUUUAAAAUGAUACCCAAUAAAAACUACUCUAAUAAAAUAUAACAAAAUUGAAUAAAUUAUGUUUAAAUAUCUUUUUAAAAUCUUCUCUUGUUGUUUGCUAUUAUUUGAUACAUAUAAGAGCGAAAUUAUGACAUAUUCAUCUGAUAUCCUAAACACAUAAUCGAAAUUAAAUAUGUAUAUAUUGAGAAGCAAAUUGUAUGGGAAUAAAAUAUAAACAUUGUAUAUAUUAAUCAUA
Messenger RNA from Leguminivora glycinivorella, 2812 nucleotides. It is a transcript of the gene Ent2, whose product is annotated as equilibrative nucleoside transporter 2. Gene Ontology annotation, biological process: nucleoside transmembrane transport. Gene Ontology annotation, cellular component: plasma membrane. NCBI's taxonomy places the organism in Eukaryota, Metazoa, Arthropoda, Insecta, Lepidoptera, Tortricidae. The record is from RefSeq and is a predicted model, not a curated record. Gene Ontology annotation, molecular function: nucleoside transmembrane transporter activity.